GGGCGGUCCAAGCUGUGGCCAUCACCUGACUCCGCUCCUCAUGACCAAUAUCGAGAAGACUGCCGUGUUGGUGUUUGCGGAGCGCAGCGAUGCUCAUUUAGCUCCUCCCACGAAUAAUUUUCUGAACUCGUUCUCCCCUCCUCAAGAAUAUCACAUGCAUCUUGCCUCCACCCAAUCCCAACCAAUUUCUUGCAUCAAAGCACACACAAGCAAAGCAUCAAGUACUAUGGAGAGCGUCAUGAAGACAUGCUUGACGAUAUGGCCAAGCUUUUCUCUCACAUCCUCUGUUGCAUCAACGACUCCUCCUUACCUGACCUGACCCUCGCCCUGACACCGAUCGCCGCAACCCGAGCACCUCUCAAGCCCCACUCCAUCUAUCUCUUCCUAUACAACCAUCAUCAAAGAAGAAGAUCUAGGCAUCCGUGCCUUUACUACCGCUGCACUUACUGUACUAAAGCCUUCUUACAAGUUCGCAGUCGAGGCCAUUCGGGGUUAAACUCGAAAGGCAGGUUCAACCUCUACCUUGCCCCUGCAGAUGGAUCAAUAUUACAGACUCGAAACAGGUACAACAGCCUCGGCUUCGCUCCCGAGGACAUCUCUCUUGUUCCUCCUCGCAAGUACACUAACAAGAGACUCUGUUGCGCUCGAUCUGGCGUUGGCACCCAUCCCCUAGGUAAGCAUCCUCCAUGCAGUGCUGAGCCCCUGCUAACCGUGCAGUGCCCCACCAAUAUUCUCUGCCAAGUUCGACCUAUCAAACGUCCAAUGCCUCCGACUUGAUCUCCCCCACCUGGACAAUGACAACGCUGCUCAAUGGAUCCACCAGAGCAUCCUCGAUCUGCCUAAGCGAUAUUGCAGCGGCCCCAUUUACCGCCACAGUACAAGUCGAGUGGAACAGGUUGUUCUUUCCAGGCAGAGCAGCGCAGAAGCCCAACCGCUGCCUCCCUCCAGACACCUUCCAAGUCUCGACAUCUUCUGCACUUCAACUUGCCUUCUAGCCUUGCCAACCAUCUUCGAUUUUGGUCAACCUAUUCUAACUCGCUCUUUGAACCAUCUGCAGGAAGAGUUUCAAGGCCUGCUUUGAACUACGCGGUCUGCCAGGAAGAUUUGCGC
Messenger RNA from Hyaloscypha bicolor E, 1110 nucleotides. RefSeq lists its product as uncharacterized. NCBI's taxonomy places the organism in Eukaryota, Fungi, Ascomycota, Leotiomycetes, Helotiales, Hyaloscyphaceae. The transcript has a single exon. The record is from RefSeq and is a predicted model, not a curated record. The coding region runs from base 259 to 777 and encodes 172 amino acids.